AUGUCCACGCCACCUCCACCUGAUUCCGCUACCGCCCAAGAAGUGGUGCAGGAGGAGCGUCAAGAAGAUGGAACAAGGGCCACAGAGGCUACCGAUGGGGCACAUGAGGAGGCCGAAACAACAGAGCCCCCCGCCGCCACCGAAGAAGUGCUUGAUAGCAAUGAAACGGUAGAGGAACCGAAGUCUCAUUCGGUUAAAGAAGGCCGAAGAGAUCAAGAGCGCGAGGGCAGUCCCACGCAACAGCCGAAAUCCGAGUCCCCAGACGGCCAAGAUUCGUCGCAAGGUGACUACGAGUCGCCUUCACAAUCGCCAUCAAAUAGGGCUGAGAGCGCCGAGCCCGGCGAAAUCGACAAAAGCGCCGCCCCUCCCCUUCCUGACGAGCCUCUUCCAGACCACACAUUCAACGGCGAAUCAUCGUCAUCUGCUCCUCCUCUACCGGCCGAGCCGGCGCCCGAACCGGAAGACGACGGUUGGGAGUACCAUUGGAACCCUAACGACUCUUCUUACUGGUUCUAUAACCGCUUCAGCGGCGUAUGGCAGAAGGAAAACCCACGAAUUCCAACCGCGACAGCAGCGGCAGCAGCAGCAGCAGCAGCGGUGGUGGCGCCUGUGGUCGUUCCUCUUGAUGUAGAACCCACAGCCAUCAGCAACCCCAUUUCCGUCGCCGGUGGCUACAAUCCCGCCAUUCACGGCGACUACGACGAGAAUGCGUGGUAUGCCGUCAACGCUCGCGCUGCUGCCGAGGCCGCCGCUGCCGCCACCAACCCGCUCGCUGGCUUGGACCCCACCAUUGCCGGGGCCGACUUAGCCAGCGCCGGCUACUUCAACCGGGCCACGGGUCAGUGGCAAGCGCCGGACCAGAACGUAGAGCGUCACUCGGACGAGGCCAAGAGCAAAAGGCAGCUCAACGCUUACUUCGACGUGGACGCGGCGGCGAAUAUGCACGAUGGCCGAAGUCUCAAAGCGGAAAGGUCGGGCAAGAAGCCAAGUAGGGCCGAGUUGAAGGCUUUCAAGGAAAAGAGAAGGGCAAAGAAGGAGGAAAAGAGGAGGGCUUGGCUGCGUGAUUGA
Messenger RNA from Neurospora hispaniola, 1068 nucleotides. RefSeq lists its product as uncharacterized. The record is from RefSeq and is a predicted model, not a curated record. The transcript has a single exon. Bases 1 to 1068 code for a protein of 355 amino acids. NCBI's taxonomy places the organism in Eukaryota, Fungi, Ascomycota, Sordariomycetes, Sordariales, Sordariaceae.